UUCUAUGGCAGUUGAGAAGAGCAGUGAGCCAGAAGCUAGGAUGAAAAGAAGGGAUGGACAUGCCAUGACCUUCGAAGGUGUUUACAAUGCCAGCAUACUGGACUACCCAACACACAGGGUGCGGAAGCCUUUUGUAGGCUGGGUAGUGGUGGAGUCUUUUUGGAAAAGCAGCUUGUGUAUGGCAAGGGGGGAAUAUCAAGCCAGUUCUCCCCUACCGCGUGCACCGCUUCUAUUCUAUGGCACCCCACCAGCGACAGCUCCUGACCCAAAGCUACGUUCGCCUGUUCUGUGCUGGCCUCAUGGGCUUCACCUUUGUCUUGCUGCUCUGCUUGACUCCUUUCCACUGGGUGCAGUUCACGGUACUGAAAGACAAGAAGAAGCUCUUGGCGGGGCUCUGGACCUUGUGCCACAAUGAUCUCUGCUGGAGCCACAGACCAGAGGCACCCUACUAUCUCCAAUACUCCAGGACCUUCUUCCUCAUCUCUGCCCUCUCCAUCCUCAUUAUUAUUACAUGGCUCAGCAUCUCUCUCACCAAAAGGCCAGGAGACAAAACCUACGUAGAUCUGGGCAUAUCCAUCUUCUGUUUCAUCUCAGGCACCUGCCUACUUCUCUGCCUCAUUUUGUUCCUGAUGCAAGUGAAAUUGUACAGUGCGAACGUCUUGGAGCCCCGUUUCCUAUUAGUCUACCGUCUUAAUUGGUGGGGCUGCAUCAUCUACCUGUUAGUUGGUCUCCUCUCUGGACUCAAUCACAUAAGUUCUCGGGUUUCUUCUCCAGAUCAAAAUCUCCUUGUGAUCCCCAUAACAAGGACAAGGAUAAGAAAUAUAGCCACAGUGGAAUUGGGUCUAUCUGAGACAAAUGUAGGUAUUUCUCCAUGGAUGAAUCAGGCACAAGAAAGGCAGUCAAAUUCAGUGCCACGAUCAAGGACCCAAACAGAGGCAGGGACCCAGACAGAGCUAGAAACUCAGACAGGCCCAGAGACCCGAAAAGUGCUAGGAGCUCGGCCUGAACCCGAGGCCCAGGCUGAGUCAAGGACUCAGACAGAGCCAGAGAUAGGAUAUGAAUCAGUAACAAGGGAAGGGUUAAUAACUCAGGCAAGGUUAGCUACUGAGAUAGAGCCAGCUGACACAGUAAAGCUACGGCCUGAGACAGAGAAGACAAUAGGGAAUGAGACUAGUGACAUGUCGAGCAGUAGACUUGAGGGUAAUAAAAAGAAAAUGACCAAAGACAGGGAUGAUGAGGACAGAAAUUUAACUGAGAAAAGUGAUGAUGACAAGACAAAAAAUUAAUCUUAGAUAUAAGGACAGAGAUCUCAAAAAAACCAAACAAACAAACUAGCACAGAGGUUUCCCUUCAGGGUUGAAGGUGUUUUUUGGGUCUGUAUGAAAAUUAGUAGGAGUAUCAGAGAUAAUUCUGAGAUGACAGUAUAAUGACCCUGUUGAACCCUCCUUAGAUUAUGUCUCGUUCGCUGAACAAGUUACAUUAUGAUUGAAAGAAAGUCGUUUGUAUAGUUUACGUCAAAGUCACCAACAACUUAAGAAUCACAAUGAAAGUGAUGAAAAGCUUAUUAAAAGAAGUUUCCAUGUUA
Molecule: messenger RNA, 1585 nt
Organism: Equus caballus (horse)
Lineage: Eukaryota; Metazoa; Chordata; Mammalia; Perissodactyla; Equidae
Product: transmembrane protein 202
Source: RefSeq, a predicted model, not a curated record